This is a messenger RNA of Anolis sagrei ordinatus, 1758 nucleotides long. RefSeq names its product transmembrane protein 115 (gene TMEM115). Gene Ontology annotation, biological process: retrograde vesicle-mediated transport, Golgi to endoplasmic reticulum. Lineage: Eukaryota; Metazoa; Chordata; Lepidosauria; Squamata; Anolidae. Gene Ontology annotation, cellular component: membrane; Golgi apparatus. The record is from RefSeq and is a predicted model, not a curated record.
UAGCAGCAAGUGAGGAAAGGGCCGUGGGCGGGGGCAGCUUCAACUUCCGGCGGAGGAGGCCGAAGGGAAGGCCUUCCUUGGCAACCCUGGAUGGGGCUGUGGCAGAGAAGGCGCUUCCUGGGCCUCUUCCCGGCGCGGUGAAGGCGGAAAAGCCGCCUGGUCUGCUCUAGGGCUCGGCCUGGCUGAGGAGGGCUUGGCGGCCCGUGGAAGGAGCAGGCGGAGGCGGCCAUGGGGCCGAGGCUGCGCUGAGGAGAGGCCCGGGCCUGCGUGUCCCCUCCGCCCCUGCUCCCCUCCUGCCCAGCAUGAAGCGGUACCUGCCCGUGGCCCGGCAGCACUUCCUGGCCGCCCUGGCCAGCACCAGCGUGGUGGUGAAGUCCAUCUGCGCCGUGGUGCUGCUGCUGUACCUGCUCUCCUUCGCGGUCGACACCGUCUUCGCCCUGGGGGUCACUCCCGGCUUCCUCUUCCCGCCCAACUUCUGGGUCUGGACGCUGGCCACCCACUGCGUGACGGAGACGCACCUCUGGGACGUGGGCCUGAGCCUGGCCACGGUGGUGGCAGCAGGGCGGCUGCUGGAGCCCCUCUGGGGAGCCCUGGAGCUGCUCAUCUUCUUCGCCGUCGUCAACAUCUCCGUAGGGCUCCUGGGCGCCCUGGCCUACCUGCUCUCCUACGUGGCGCUCUUCGACCUCUCCUACCUGUUCACCGUCCGCAUCCACGGCAUGCUGGGCUUCCUGGGUGGCGUCUUGGUGGCCCUCAAGCAAACCAUGGGCGACCGGACUGUCUUGAAGAUCCCCCAGGUGCGGAUGAAGGUGGUGCCCAUGCUCUUGCUCUUGCUCCUGGCCGUUCUGAGGCUGACCACCCUUAUUGCAAGCAACGUCUUGGCCUCCUAUGGCUUUGGGGUCCUCUCCAGUUGGGUCUACCUGCGCUUCUACCAGAGGCACAGCAGAGGACGCGGCGACAUGUCAGAUCACUUUGCAUUCGCCACGUUCUUCCCUGAGAUCCUGCAGCCUGUGGUUGGGCUGUUGGCCAAUCUGGUGCACAGUCUCUUGGUCAAAGUGAAAGUCUGCCGGAAAACAGUGAAACGGUAUGACGUUGGUGCCCCUUCCUCAAUUACUAUCAGCUUGCCAGGAACAGACCCUCAGGAUGCUGAACGGAGGAGACAAUUGGCGCUGAAGGCUCUGAAUGAACGUUUGAAGCGUGUGGAAGAUCAGUCAGCAUGGCCUAGCAUGGAAGAGGAUGAAGAUGAAGACAGCAUGAAGGCCGAUGAUCCAUUGCUACCAGAGAAGAGCCGGGACACUCUCACAGCAGGAAAAGCAGCCAGCCAGGAAUCCAGUCUCAUAACUUUUGAGGAUGCCCCUUCACAAUUGUGACCAUGACCCACCUGCUCUUUUCUCUGCCUGCCCCUGUAUGUCAGAGCUGCUAAUGAUCCCUCAUGUGCCCUCCCUCACAGCACUGCCUGCUCUGCAGGGAACAAAACACUAUGCCUACUGACCCAGAGAGGCACCCUCCUCCCUUCCAGCAUUUAUUAGCCACAUGUGGCCAAGCCCAGGUCUCAGGACUCUUGGGGUGGAAACUGUUAAGUCACACAGACCUGGAAUUAUGUUUCUUCUCUUCAGAGGGGUGCUUGAAACUGAUAAUUUGUUUCAGAAUUGGAAGGCAAAAAGGGAGAUCCACAUCUCCUUAAUUCAGUAAAGAGCAUCAAGCUGAAUAAAAAAACUCUGCAAAACCAGGCUGACUGGUAGUUGCCAUUGUGGCUAUUAA